CAUUAAAUAUAACUUGGGACGAUUUGAGGGACACAACGACGGAAAAUACCAACCUAUUGUCGUUCAAAGUCCGAGAUUUUGCGCAACCUUCAUUUGCAAAUCCUCGCCACCGAAUAGUUGCGUUGCUAUCGCGAGAAGCAACUCAUCGCGAGAAUUUCAAAAGCGGGAAGAACGUCAUGUGACACAAUACGGAAGUUAUCGCAUCUCGAGGAAAAGCAAACACCCAUUUCUUAUUUCAAGACUUAUAUGCCAUUCCUGUUACUAUUUUUUUAUGGAAUCGAAUGUUUAGUGAUGUCGUCAACCCAAGAAAAGGACAGCAGCUUUCUGGGUGGUAGAAUACCGCCUGAAAUCGAGUUCAUGGCAAAGAACCUCCAGGAUGUGGAGCAAGAGAUAUUCAGAAAAUUACUGAAAGCGGUGGUGAAUGCCCUGGAGGGGAAGGACUGCAGAGACACGAUGAAGUCAAUAGCAGAGACGAGUGUCCUUCCACAGGACAAGCUGAGUCACGUUGUAGCUGGGAUGUACAGAAUAUUGUCUGAGGCUAUUCGUAAACCACAAGCAUUGCUAAAGCAGGAGGCCUUUAAAGAGGAUCUUCGCGACCUAAGUAUACCAGAAAACUUUAUUAUGGAUUUCUGCAGUGUGGUAUUUGGAAAUCGGCGUGCAGCUCUGGAAGCAGCGACUUCUCAGAGGGACCCCCACCUGCCCACAGUAGAUGAGUUUAAAUGGAGAGUGGAUGUAGCCAUCUCUACAAGGUGCCAGUGGCGAAAUUCCAGGAACUGCGCUACAACGUGGCUCUGAUCCUCAAAGAAAUGAACAAUUUGGAAAAGAGAAGCAUUCUGAGGAUCCAAGAUUGAAAAGCAUUCUGUUUUUGAUGGAAGCGGUGAGAUUGGUAAAACCAGAAAGCUAAAAAUGCAAAAAGCUUUACAUGAAAAAAAAUUGUCUGGUGACCGGUCUAGAGUGUACCUCGCCUCUCGCCCCAAAGUGAACUGUGAUAGGCUAGAGCUGGAGUUUACCUGUGAUUCUAAUGAGGACUAGCAAUAUAGAACAAUGAUGGAUGUUAUCAAAUUUGGUCUGUUUACUCUGUGAUAUUUUACCAUGUAAUACAAGCAAUACUGGCCUAGAAAUAUUUUUUUUAAAUGUCAGCUUUUCUUCACAAUUUUUUUCUUUAAGAAAAUAAACACGUACAAAUGAUAGAUUAUUCAAAAUAA
Molecule: messenger RNA, 1205 nt
Organism: Nerophis ophidion (straightnose pipefish)
Lineage: Eukaryota; Metazoa; Chordata; Actinopteri; Syngnathiformes; Syngnathidae
Gene: commd5
Product: COMM domain containing 5
Exons: 6
Coding region: 247-795 (182 amino acids)
Cellular component (GO): nucleus
Source: RefSeq, a predicted model, not a curated record